AUGUAUAAUGUAGGUAUAAAGGGUUCUAUAAAACAUAUUCAAUCUCAUUCUCUAACAAAAGAGCAGUUAGAAGACGCAAAUAAUGUAUUUGGAGUAUUUGAUACCAAUAAAGAUGGAUUUCUUGAUCUUAGAGAGCUAAAAGCAUGUUUAAGAGCAUUAGGAUUUCAAGUAAAGAGGCAACAAAUAAUUUCUGUUGUAGAAAGUGCAUUAGGGAACUCCAGAUUUAGUGGGAGUUCAACUUCCUUAAUGGAUAAUUCUGGUUGGCUUGAAUCCUACUCUUUAACUCUUAAUCUGGAAGACUUUUAUACAUUAUUAUCAUCUUUAAUGAAUGAAAGUGGUAUAUAUGGUAUUGGGGCCUUUUAUAAUAGUUCAGAUUCGCAAGAUGUAUCUAUAGAUUAUGUUAGGCACAUUUUUUCUAUGUUUGAUAUUAACAAAACUGGUAAAAUAAGCCUGAGGACUUUGAAACAACUAGUAUCUCAUAUCUCAAAGGAAUCACAAACACUUGGAAUUAAUUUUGGAAGAGCAUCUCAAAAUUUUAAUUUAUUUUCUGAUGAAGAAUUAACACAAAUAGUUCAACAAAUUGAUCAAGACAAUGAUGGCUAUUUGGACUUUCAAGACUUCUAUAGAGUCUUUCAAUACUAUCACAAUAGUAUUCAUGACCCAGUAUCAGAUAUAAUAGAUAGCUCUAUUGCAAAAAAUUUUAAAUCCCAAUGA
Messenger RNA from Cryptosporidium muris RN66, 714 nucleotides. RefSeq names its product EF hand family protein. Gene Ontology annotation, cellular component: cytoplasm. The transcript has a single exon. Gene Ontology annotation, molecular function: calcium ion binding. The record is from RefSeq and is a predicted model, not a curated record. NCBI's taxonomy places the organism in Eukaryota, Apicomplexa, Conoidasida, Eucoccidiorida, Cryptosporidiidae. Bases 1 to 714 code for a protein of 237 amino acids.